This is a messenger RNA of Phytophthora nicotianae INRA-310, 699 nucleotides long. RefSeq lists its product as hypothetical. The record is from RefSeq and is a predicted model, not a curated record. The transcript has 3 exons. NCBI's taxonomy places the organism in Eukaryota, Oomycota, Peronosporomycetes, Peronosporales, Peronosporaceae. Bases 1 to 699 code for a protein of 232 amino acids.
AUGCCAUCCAAGUAUUUCCUCUGCGUUUGCACGUCACGUGGCCGUCACGCUCGACGGACGUCGCGUGGUUGUUCGCGUGCCUUGCAUCUCUCGUGGCGGUCAUUUUAUGUGCGUGUUCUUCGAACUGCUGGGCUACAUCAUUGUGCUGCGCUGGACGCCAGUGCUUAUCAGACUGGAUACAACCACUUGGUGGCAAAUGUGGAGCAUAUUCGCGACCAGAUCGGACUUCCAGUGAACAUCACGACAACUUUGCAUGGCAACGUGGACAAGGCGGCCCACACAGUGGUGACGGAGACGAUGGACCUGCUCUCGAUCGACCCCGAUAUCCAGCGGUUUGUGACGCUGAAGUGCUUCCUGUCACUGUUCGUCACUCUACUGGUUACGAUCGUGUACGUAUCGCUCAACGUGGGUUUGGCCAUCGUGUGGGGUAUGCUGACCUUCAUUCUUAACUGGAUCUCCAACUUUGGAGCUAUGAUCGAGUCCGUUGCUCCGAUCUGUAUCAUCGCCAUCACACCGUCCGUCCUGAUGAACCCCAUGGAGACGUUCCUGGCGGUGUUUCUCUCCAUGCGCUUCCACAUGUUUAUAGGAAAUUUCGUUGAGGUGAAAGUUUUCGGAAAGAAGCUGGAGAUUGAUCCGGUGAUCGUGAUCCUAGGGCUUCUAUGGGGAGUUGUGGGAAUGAUUCUGUCGAUACGCGGUUGA